Molecule: messenger RNA, 1569 nt
Organism: Ostreococcus tauri
Lineage: Eukaryota; Viridiplantae; Chlorophyta; Mamiellophyceae; Mamiellales; Bathycoccaceae
Product: Cytochrome P450, E-class, group IV
Exons: 1
Coding region: 1-1569 (522 amino acids)
Biological process (GO): sterol metabolic process
Molecular function (GO): heme binding; iron ion binding; oxidoreductase activity, acting on paired donors, with incorporation or reduction of molecular oxygen
Source: RefSeq, a predicted model, not a curated record
AUGGCGACGACGGCGCGCGCGACGGGAGGCGCGAGCGCGCCGAGCGCGCGGCGAGCGCGCGGCGAUCUCGAGCGAGGGGCGAGGUCGAGCGCGCGAGCGCGGGCGAGCGCGAGUUUCGAUGAUGACGUCGAUGGCGACUCGAACCGUCACGACGGCGACGUGGGACAGUUCCUCGGAGCGAUGAUUCGAGGCGAGCGCGGACGCAAGCUUCCCCCGGGACGCGUCGGGUUAUUCGGGUGCAGGGAGACGCUGGAAUACGUGACGGAUCCGAACGGUUUCGUGCGCCGGCGGGUCGAGCGGUACGGGCCGACGUUCAAGACGGCAAUGUUCUUCAAGCCCGCUGUGGUCUUCGGGAGUAAAGACGCCGUGAGAGAGUUUUUGACGUUUGAGGCCGAGUUACCCGCGGAUGAGGCGCUUCCGGAAACGUUUCGCGAGCUUCACACCGAGUACGGAGCGCUGCGGAUGUCGGGUAAGCGACACCAAGCGACGCGCGCAAAUUUCAAACGCGUCUUAGGGAGAUUCGCGCUCGAGACAUACGCCGAAACGAUCGGAGAACGCACGCGAGCAUUCGUAGAAGAUUUGUCGGGUCGGAGUCGGAGUAAGAGCGAAGAGAAUGGCGAGAAGGUAGUCUCAUUCAGACCAGGCGUCGAGUGCGUCGAUUUUGCCCUCGAUCUCCUGUUCGAACUCUUCUUAGGACACGUCCCGGAUGAGCGAUACAAGAGAGCGAUGGUCGCGUAUAACGCGGGUCUGCUUUCCUUGGGCAAGUGGUCACCCGAGUUCAAAUCUGGUCGUACCGCGUUGGAUGAGCUUGUCAGGUACUGCGAGAAUCACUUCCGCAGCGUCGUCGCAGCGAACGAGCUCGACGAUCCGAAGUACUUCUUCUACAAACAGUACUCGACGGCAAAGGACGAAAAUGGAGAAACAUUUAGCGACGAACGAAUCGCGACAACGUGCGUGUUAAUGGUCUGGGGAGCAUACAUUGAAGCCGCGGCGCUCAUGGGACACGCGUUUACGUUACUCGGCGAGCACGCCGAUACUCGUCGCGCGGUCGCGCAUGAAUUCUCCGACGCGGUUUGCUCUCCCAUGGAUGGAUGCCGUCGCAUCGCCACUCUGGAUGAUAUCAUGGCUCUGAAGUUCACCAACGCUGUUACAAAGGAAAGCCUUCGUGUGAUGCCACAGACUGCGGGCGGACUCAGAGUGAAUCCGUCGGACAGAAGCUUCGACGGGUACGACAUUCCGGCCGGAUACGUGCUGACCGCUGAUCCGAGAAUUCCGUUUCGCGAUGAAGCCAUCUUUCCGGAUCCCGACGAGUUCAAACCCGAGAGAUUCAUUGCCGGCACCGCAGAGGCGGGCGCAAACAACGUCGCAAAUGACACCUUCUUUCCCGGAGGCAUGGGGCAGCAUCAAUGCCCCGGAAUCAACCUCGCCACGGUAAUGACGAGUGUGUUUCUCGCCGAGAUGAUGUCGACGUUCGGCGAUCGAGGAUGGCGAGAGAAGACGGAGAAGCGUUAUGUGACGGUCCCAAUUGUCAUUCUCGAUCCAAGUUACGAGGUGGAACUCUUCGUGUGA